Cynara cardunculus var. scolymus (artichoke) is the source of this 793-nucleotide messenger RNA. Its product is annotated as polyubiquitin 9. Gene Ontology annotation, molecular function: protein binding. NCBI's taxonomy places the organism in Eukaryota, Viridiplantae, Streptophyta, Magnoliopsida, Asterales, Asteraceae. The record is from RefSeq and is a predicted model, not a curated record. The coding region runs from base 305 to 619 and encodes 104 amino acids. The transcript is spliced from 4 exons.
UCGCAACCAAAUCCAAACCAUAUGAAUUAGGGGUAGCUUGUAUCCCAUUACAGACGGCGGGUCCGAAACGGGUCAGGAGCGGUGGAACGGGUUUAUAAUUCGGUUUCUUCAUCCAUUCCAUCAUCGGAGAAAAAGCGAAGAUCGAUACGCUUUGUAGGUUUGAUUGAAGUGGAGACGGAGAGAGGAGCGAGGAAGGGUAGAAACCCCAAUUUUGACCUAACUCGACGAAUCACCGUUGUCUCUGGCGAAAUUGACCGUCGAAGAUUGCAGUCUAUCAUUGUCCGUGAAGUCUGAAAGCAUUGCAAUGGCUAUGUACAUUCGUGUUAAGCGCAAUAAAACGACCUAUUUUCUGCAAUGUGAUGCAACUGAGAAAGUUCUAGACAUUAAGCAGAAGUUGCAUAGCCUAAUUGAUCAGCCAGUUAAUGACCAGCGUUUAAUUUUAGCAGCAACCGGAGAAGUCUUGGAUGAUUCAAAGACAUUGGCAGAUCAAAAGGUUGAGAAUGAUGCUGUUGUGGCACUUACACUGAGAAAAGAUGACAAUGAAUUUGAGGAUGUGAACAUAGUGAGGCCAAAUGACUUUUAUCAGUCCCGUGAUACAGACACUACUGGCAAUUGGUAAAAUGGAUGAAAUGUGCCUGCAACUGCAACAUCCUGCUACUACAACAAAAUAUCAGGUGCUUAAACACCAUUGAAUUGCUAUUUGCUGACAUUGUGAACAUUAAAACACUUCUGUUGAACUUUUAGUAAGCCUUUUGAUUCUAUAGUUUGAUAUAUUAUCAUCACAACUUGUUUC